Molecule: messenger RNA, 4128 nt
Organism: Colletotrichum siamense
Lineage: Eukaryota; Fungi; Ascomycota; Sordariomycetes; Glomerellales; Glomerellaceae
Gene: NUP133
Product: Nucleoporin NUP133
Exons: 4
Coding region: 1-4128 (1375 amino acids)
Biological process (GO): transcription-dependent tethering of RNA polymerase II gene DNA at nuclear periphery; poly(A)+ mRNA export from nucleus; protein import into nucleus
Cellular component (GO): nuclear pore outer ring
Molecular function (GO): structural constituent of nuclear pore; protein binding
Source: RefSeq, a predicted model, not a curated record
AUGUUUUCUCCCUCCGCGAGCGAAGGCGGCCCUGCCACCGCCACGCGAAGCAGAAGACGCCAGCGGCCCGUCAGUAAUGAGAGCCUCGCUCAACAACCCAAGGCCAAGCGCCAGCGUCUCCCUCUGACCGAACAGACCUUCACCAACCCCGAUGUAUCGAACGCGCCUGCCCCGGAGAUGUACGAGGUCAAGUCCGACAAAGUUGCGACGCUCGACGUGCGGCAAGACGGCAUCGAAAACCACCACCCCAUCACGCCCACGCCGAGGAAGGAGCUCAGCGUGCGCGCGAAAAAGCCCAAGGGCGGCGAAAGACCUACCAAGGGUGAUGGAAGCGUUGUUUUGACGACGAAUAACGCCUACACCGUGAGCAAACUCCCUGCGCUUCCAGACCGCAUCCGUGCGGAUGCUUCAGCUCAGCAACAUGGCGAUGUUUUCUCGAACGGAUACGCCCUUAGCUUGACCCAUACACACGCCAUCGUCUGGCCAUACACGAACCCUACCCAAUCCCCCGAGACAUUCACCUUCACUCUCCCAUAUCCCUCGAAGCACACUUCAGAACCUCUUCCAUUGGGCUGUCUCGUGUCGCCGUCAGCUUCCUCUACAGAGCCGGGCUUGGUGGUUGUCAUGCCCGUGAGUGGAAAAAUUGCGUACUGGGAGUCCAUCUCGAGCGCGGCAACCCUGGAUUUCAUCCGCCAACAACGACAUGGUGUGGAGGGAUCAAUAUCUGGCAUGUACUCGGGCGAGAGAGUCAUUCAGAUCACCAACGCCGAGUCCGCCGGGUUCGUCCUUGCCUUUACGAGCGGCAGGCUGGCGUACAUGAGCGUUCGCGACGGACACGGCCGACCCACGAUUUCGGUCCAAUUCCUCCGCACGAGCCUGGGACCCGCGGCCGGAGGACUUCUCGGAAGCAUUCGCCAUGCUCUUACGCACACCGCUGGCCGCGGGGAUAUUGCCGCCGUACGAGCAGAACGCACCACUCGCGUCGGCGAACGCAAUGUUGUUGCUGCUACUCUCAAGGGGAGGCUGCACGCAUGGAGGAUCCACCGCGGAGGACACCACGACACGAUUGUUGAGGCGGACAUGCAAGAAGAGAUCAUCGACGCUAUUCGCGAAGUUGAUCCGUCGAGCGGAGAAUUCCACCACGACACAUUCGAGGUUGUCGACCUUGCGUUUGUGCCAAAGGGCUUAGACGCCAAGUACCGGGACAUGAGCAGGCUCAGCAAUGCCAUGGCCUCAGACGACAUCAACUUGCAGCACCUCGUCUUGCUUGUCAGUCUUACAAAGAAGAAAGAGUCGCACUACUCUCUGGUUGAAGUCAUCCUGUCGCCCUCCUCAGCGCAGGUUGGUAUGGUCCGGCCCAUCACCUCAUACAAGGUCCGCUACAGCCCGGCGAACCCACUGCAGGCCGCGAGACCUCGCCUGUAUCUUCCCCGGCCCGCUCUGGUUGCUUUCGUUGUGUUCGACAAGGCAGUUGUGGUCGCGUCAAUUGGUGUUCCCCCGGAGUCACCCGACUCGCAGCUCCAAGAGGAUAAUCACAUCAUUCCUCCUACGUAUGAAGAUGUGAUCAACCUCUCCGACAACAACCAGUCAGAGAUUCUCGGUUCGGGCUUUGAAGAGCCUCAGAACGGCAGCGAAGAACCAAGAAGUCAGCGCCAAAAAACCAAGAACCCAUCAGUCGUUCUCAUCGUGCGUGGUACAGGCGUCGUGCGGUUGAUGACAACAGACAUAGACAGAUUCGGCAGCGACAAGCCCCCGAAAGUCACACCGAAGAGCAAGCUAGAGCAAGCCGUUUUCUUCGGCAACAAGACAGAUACCCCGUUGGUUUUCGAUGGAAGGAAAGGAGUUCAGUUCUCAGACAACGAAAUGGCGGAAGCUGCAGUACAGUUGAGCCAUGAGAUUAUGAGCUCAUCAACACCGCACAUCUCGACGGUACCAGCAUCUCUGGAAGACAAUCUCAGCAACCGCGUAAUCGCCCUGGAACGCUUGAUGGCUCAUCUGAAGCACAUGAAGGUCAACUUGGACAGGCGGACCCGAUGGCUUUUGCUUUCUCACGCUGAGAAGAUGAUGGUCGCCACUAUUAUCUGGAAGAAGCACGAGGUUUUUACGAAUGAACGACCUGCAAACGAUAAGAAGGAUUUGGUCGCAGAAAUCGUUGAGUUCAUCCACCAAGACGACAAGACGACCCCCAACCGGAACGUUGGAGAGCUUGACCGCGUGAGACACUGGUUCAUUCACGACGUGGGCAGGCUAGAGAUCUUCAUCGCUUGGGCAUAUGAAGUGAUCAAGUACAUGUACAAGGAUCAUCUGAUGGACGAUGUUCGCAUCACUCGUCUCAUGUACGAGGCUCAGCAGGUCAACUUGGUGGCGCUCAUGACGGCUUUGAACUACCGACAAGAAAGGCUGGCUUUCUACGGACUUGAGGAUGAGGAGCUGGACCUCGGCAUCCUUCGUGACAAUUACGAAGGCCUUUCCGAGCCAUGGACCGGCUGCCACUAUAUCACAAAUAACCUCAAGCGGUUGCUUGAGUUGAGUCACACGUGGCUUGACCAGUACUACCCCCCGAAGGAAAAGACCAAGGACAAGUCUAAGCAACCGGACCCUGCUCUGCUUGAGAAGAUCAACAAGGAGAUUUCCAAUCUGACCGACCAGUACUUGGUGUCUCUGCUCGAGGCUUCUCGGUGGAAUUCCGCUCAACUCGACGCCAAGACGCAGAAAUGGUCGGAACACUUGUCGAAGCUUUACGAUUCCGAUCGUAACGACAAGGUGCUUUCACUUUUGCGACUUGGCAAGUGGGACGAGAGCAUCAACAUUGCCGAGAAGCACCGCUGUUGGAGGGCCCUUGCUUUGGCUAUGAUCGAGCAAAUCAAUUCUCUUAGGACAGAGGCUACUAUUUCGCGAUCACAAGUCGAGGCUCGCGAACUCACCAACAAGGCCGAGGCGAGGGAAAAGCAGAUUGGCCAAUACUUCGAUAAGUACGGAGAGGCCUUCGCUUUUCCUAUGUACGAGAUUUUGUUGGACGGUGCCGGCGUUCAGGCAGUCCUCGACUUCCAGUACGACAACCAUGCGUACAGGACGAAGUUCCUCCGCCAAAAGCCUGAGCUCGCCAGAAUAUCUUGGAUCAACGACGUCCAAGGCGAGGACGACAUCGACCAUGCUGCGGAGACUCUACUUAACCUCGGCCUGACCCGCGAGCAACAAGUCUGGAACAAGAAGAUUGAGCUCAGUCUUGGCAAGCUUGCGCUGAUGGCUGAGUCUCCAGAGCCCUCAACUCCCGACCUCUUCGGACUCAAGCGAGCAGCCAGCAGCGAUAUCAAAGAACCCAAGAACGACGAGAAGCUGGAUACCAUCGACAACCAACUUGGGCUGAUUAGGAUUCAGGACCAGCUGUAUGCGCAGGUCUUCCCUUCAAUUCAAACGGCUGUCGACGAGACGGCCGAGGUCCAGCUUGCGAUGGAGAACCAUUGUGUGCAGAUUCCCAAGAAGCAGAAGGCUCUGAUCCAAGUCUUUGAGAACAGCAUGCGCCGACUCGUUAGGCAUGAGGCGCUCGAUGCUCUGUCUCUCAUCGAUCUGCUUACACUGAUCAACCUUCCGGCUGAGACCGCUGCUGAGAUCGCAGACCCCUUCUACCUGGCCCUUCUGGCCGCUUCGUACGGCCUCAAUGGAGAGGAGCUGAAGGAGGCCAAACGUCUCAUCUGGAGACGAUGCUUCAUCCGAGACGACUGGACGAAGAUCAAUGACACUCAAUUGAAGGACGACUCGGCUGUGGAGGAGAAGAUCACAAGCACAACACUCUUCAGCGCAUUUGCCUCUUGCUACCAGCAUCAGACAAUUGACCACCCGUUCCAGCCCUUCCGGCCAUCGGACGCGCUCGGCGCCUUCACCGAGGACCUGGACUCUCGUUUCGACAUUAUGGAAAAGUCGUACAGGGACAAGCUCCUCGACGCUAUGAAGUGGGAGGACUCCGUGUUGCGCAAGUACAUUGAGAAGGCGCGUCUGGAGGAAUGGACCCGCACGACGGCCGAGUCGGCCGAAGCGCUGGUUGCGGAAACCGUGGACGAAGCCACGCGGGCUGCCACCGAGGAGCUUCCGGAUCAGCACACGAACGGAAAAGCGAACGGCAUCCACUGA